AUGGGUAUCUUAGACGCAGCUGCGGAAGAAAAGGCACGAGCCUUACAAGGCUGCGACGCAUCGAGGAUGGGUAUCCAGGGUAUAAGCGCGUCCUUUCGCGAAUACCCCUUGUCACACAUGGAGCAUGGGAAGGGUUUUCGGCUUCUAUUAGGCCUCAAAGGGCAGGAGUAG
Messenger RNA from Postia placenta MAD-698-R-SB12, 171 nucleotides. RefSeq lists its product as hypothetical. Bases 1 to 171 code for a protein of 56 amino acids. The record is from RefSeq and is a predicted model, not a curated record. NCBI's taxonomy places the organism in Eukaryota, Fungi, Basidiomycota, Agaricomycetes, Polyporales, Adustoporiaceae. The transcript is spliced from 2 exons.